Lacerta agilis (Sand lizard) is the source of this 747-nucleotide messenger RNA. Its product is annotated as vomeronasal type-2 receptor 26-like. The coding region runs from base 1 to 747 and encodes 248 amino acids. The record is from RefSeq and is a predicted model, not a curated record. Lineage: Eukaryota; Metazoa; Chordata; Lepidosauria; Squamata; Lacertidae. The transcript has 3 exons. Gene Ontology annotation, biological process: G protein-coupled receptor signaling pathway. Gene Ontology annotation, cellular component: membrane. Gene Ontology annotation, molecular function: G protein-coupled receptor activity.
AUGUUAAAUAAGUUGAAACAUCACAGAGAUGCAGAUGAAUGUAUCAAAUGUCCAGAAGAUCAGCAUCCAAAUGAGGACCGCCUUCGAUGUGUCCCUAAAUUAAUCACCUUCUUAUCCUAUGAAGAAUUUUUGGGGAUCCUCCUGGCUUCUUCUGCCCUCUUCUUGUCCUUAAUCACAGGCAUUGUGCUUGGAGUCUUCGUUAAAUCCAGGAACACUCCCAUCGUCAAAGCCAACAACCGAGACCUGUCCUACAUCCUCCUCAUCUUUCUCCUGCUCUCCUUUUUGUCCUCCUUCCUCUUCAUUGGACAACCUACAAAAGCAACCUGCCUUAUGCGACAAGUGGCCUUUAGCAUCAUCUUCUCAGUUGCUGUCUCUUCUGUCUUGGCAAAAACCAUCACUGUGGUUCUUGCCUUCCUGGCCGCUAAGCCAGGGAACAGAGUGAGGAGAUGGCUGGGGAAGGGUUUGGCGCACUCUGUUGUCAUUUCCUGCUCCAGUGUCCAAGUUCUCAUCUGCACCAUCUGGCUCGGGUUCUCUCCCCCAUUCCCAGACUCAAACAUGCAGUCCGAACCUGGAGAGAUCAUCCUGCAAUGCAAUGAAGGCUCUGUUGCCAUGUUUUAUGUUGCCCUCGGCUACAUGGGCUUCCUGGCUGCCAUCUGCUUCACAGUGGCUUUCCUGGCCAGGAAGCUGCCUGGGGCCUUCAAUGAAGCCAAGCCGAUUACCUUCAGCAUGCUGGGUCUUUAUCGGUAA